AUUGUCCAUUCAUGUUAUUUAAAUCUUGACCUUUACACUCACUACGAGUAUGGGCAAGUUAAGACGCCUGGGUGACUUUGGCAUGCACUAUAUCUAUCAUGAAUUUAUGAUUAUCAUUGAUAUACCAAAGUUUCAGCAAGGUUGAAUAGAAAAAAUCAAGCCAGAAUUAUCGAAGAUGGAUAUUAUAAAAGAUAAAUACUAUGAAUGGACCAAGUUUUACGACUGGGCAGUAGAACAAUCAGAUCCCCGGGUGAAGGACUGGUUUUUGAUGGGGAGUUACACCCCUACCCUGGCCAUCACCGCUCUGUAUGUGAUGUUAGUGUAUGCAGGUAAAUGGUGGAUGGAGAAGAGGGAAGCUUACAAACUCAAAAUGGCAGUCUUCUACUACAAUAUAGGAUUAGUGAUACUCAACUUCUACAUAUUUUAUCAGACUCUGGUCAACACAUAUAGGGCAGGGUACAGCUAUAUUUGUCAACCUGUGGUGUACAGCAAUGAUGAGAAUGAAGUCAAUAUAGCAAAAGCCUUAUGGUGGUUCUACUUUUCGAAGUGCAUAGAAAUGAUGGACACAUUUUUCUUUGUGCUUAAAAAGAAAAACAAUCAAAUUAGCUUUUUACAUGUGUAUCACCAUGCCACCAUGUUCCCAAUUUGGUGGAUAGGAAUUAAAUGGGUGGCGGGAGGGCAAUCCUUCUUUGGUGCCAUGGUGAAUUCUUUCAUUCAUGUCAUUAUGUACUCUUACUAUGGAAUCUCUGCUCUGGGACCACAGUACCAAAAAUACCUCUGGUGGAAGCGAUACCUCACUAUGUUACAGCUGACUCAGUUUUAUAUUGGGAUGGUGUAUGCAUUAUCUAGCCUGUAUCAUGAUUGUGAUUUUCCAAAAUGGAUGCAGUAUUUUGGACUUUUCUAUGGAGUGACCAUUAUCGCACUAUUCCUGAACUUCUAUAUUCAGGAGUAUAUCAAGAAGCAUAAUGAAAAAUAUAGAAAGAAACAUGAUGAUGGCAGUGUAACAAAUGGGACAACUGGACAAAAUGGAAAACAUGCUAAUGGCCAUGUAGAAACGAAGAAAUCCAAAUAGAUAACAGUACCUCUCUCCAUCUCAAGAAAAGAACUCAUCUAGACUGACAUAAAUUCAUAGAUACCUUUUUUGUUCUCGUAACAGUAUUUUAAUCAAUCAUAUAAUUAUGAUAUUGAUUGAUACAUACAAAAAUAUAAGCCAACAAUCUUGAAAUAUUUACAAAUGGACACCAGUGAUAAUUCCACUGUAUGUAAGGGUAAAUGAUCAUUGCAGAGUGCCAGUGCUUGUACCUCAUUCAGAUAUUACAUCUCCUGUUUCAGUUAAAUCUAUAUUCUCCUUCCAAUCACUGAAAAAAUAAUGUAGGACUUUUCCUUAGGACUAGGUCUGGAAAAAGUAUUUGUCAUUAAAAUGCAAUUUUCUCGUGAUUCUCUUUGGCUAUACCUUUUAGGAAAGAAAUUUCAUGUAUUACUAGAAAUAGUUUUGCAAUAUAUAGAUUACAUUAAAAGCAAACCAAAAAUAAGAUAAAGAGGCAAUAUUAAGGAUAUAUCAUAACUUAUUUAUGAUUGUAUGAUUUUGUUAGUUGUGCAAUAAAAUAAAAUAUAACCCUUGGUGCCUAACAAAAUAACUUAUUGAGAAAAAUUCCUGUAAAAUUCAUUUUUUGUCAGAUGUAUAAAUGUGUAAUCAUCAUCUUUCAUAUAUUGUUAAUAAAAUAUGUCACAUAUGACAUAUUAUAUACUUUUUCAUAUGUAUCCAUGGCAGAAUCUGUGAAUGUACAGCUGAAAAUCCUUUUUUUAAAAGUAUAAAGAUUUUGUUUCCAUGAAUUUACAUAUUUCAUGAUAUUCAUCAAAUUAUUUCAUUAUUUCCUGAAAUCCAAUAUAUUUUAUUAUGGUUUUUGUUGUUGUGUUUCUCCUAUAACUUAAUGAGAUCAUGUUUGUUGCUUAUUAAUGAUAAAUUUCCCCAAAGUUUGUUUGUCCAUGCAUAUUCGAUCAUGCAUUUUUUAAUUAGAUUUGAGUGUUUGAGAAACUGUACGAUUUUCUAGUAUUGUUUGUCAUGCACGUUUUUCUGUUUAAUUUUGUGUAUUGGAAAAAAUUUAAGACAUAUUCUUUUGUUUGUACUUAAGAGGUUUUUGUUAUGGAAUAUGAUGCACCUGGAAAUUAAGAUUGCAAUGUACUACACACUUGUACUAUCAAAAAACCUUUUGUCAAAACCUGCAUGUGUAAAUACACGUAUUCUUGAAUACCAGUAUUCUGGUAUACUAGUAAUUUAAAUUGUGUUUGUAAUUGUGUGUUUAUAUUUGCAGUUGUGGAUUAUUGUCUUUAAAAGACAUGUAAUUUUUUUCUUUUUCCAAUAAUGCAUAGAUUUAGUUCAAUAGUUCAUGUAUUUAUAACUGUCUACCUGGUACUUUCUAUUUCUGUUGAUGCAAUAUUUUCUGUGAAUUGUAAAAUUGAGAUCACCAACAAAUUUUGAAAUGUUUUUUUUUACACCCAUUGUUUUCCUAUGCUCUGGUUCAUUACAUGUUACAGGGCCAUCUCAAAACAAAACUUUUGCAUAAUUUGUUGUAUAUAAAUUGUAUAUUUAAACAAACCCAGUGAAUGAAUGGCUUGAUCAGCAGGUCAAUUAAUCAAACACUUCUUUGAAAUAUACAGGCCAAUAGUGAACAAAAAUCUAUAUACUUGUAACUAUUCACUCAAACUGCUUUAAAAUGUAUUUAUUAAGUAAAAUGUGUACAUGGCAUCGAAGUUGCUAUAGAGUGAUCACAUGAUGCAUUUACGGUAGUAUGCAUUGAAAUCUGCUGAGUUAAUGAUAUACAUGACAUUUUAUGUCUUUCAGUUUUGUGUGAUUCGUCCUACUUAAAAUCUGAACAAGUAGCUUUGCGAUCUUUGUGUUCUGCACGACAAACAGGGGUAUUCUGUCAAUUUUAUAACAUACAGAACAAUUAAUUUAUUAUCACUUUUUGGAGAUUACUGCAUGUUCAUUUGAAGUAAUGACUUUGAAAGGUGUUUUGCAUUAGACAACUUUUAUAAUUUUUUCUUUUUAAUAAAUUAUGUUAAACUUCACCAAAUUGUUGGUUUGUUUUUUUUUUCACUUUUCAAAUAAAAUAGGUCAGUGUAUAUAAAUGGAGUAUCAAAAACAUAUCUCUUGGCAUAGUUCAUUUUUCAACUCAUGAUGUGAAAUGAACUCAUGCAUGUUCAAAUA
Magallana angulata is the source of this 3208-nucleotide messenger RNA. RefSeq names its product elongation of very long chain fatty acids protein 4-like. Gene Ontology annotation, molecular function: fatty acid elongase activity. Gene Ontology annotation, biological process: very long-chain fatty acid biosynthetic process; fatty acid elongation, monounsaturated fatty acid; fatty acid elongation, polyunsaturated fatty acid. The record is from RefSeq and is a predicted model, not a curated record. Gene Ontology annotation, cellular component: endoplasmic reticulum membrane. The transcript has 8 exons. The coding region runs from base 176 to 1072 and encodes 298 amino acids. NCBI's taxonomy places the organism in Eukaryota, Metazoa, Mollusca, Bivalvia, Ostreida, Ostreidae.